Messenger RNA from Ramularia collo-cygni, 1023 nucleotides. Its product is annotated as related to potassium channel beta subunit protein. Gene Ontology annotation, molecular function: oxidoreductase activity. The record is from RefSeq and is a predicted model, not a curated record. Bases 1 to 1023 code for a protein of 340 amino acids. The transcript is spliced from 6 exons. NCBI's taxonomy places the organism in Eukaryota, Fungi, Ascomycota, Dothideomycetes, Mycosphaerellales, Mycosphaerellaceae.
AUGACUUUACAGCAAAAGAGUGCCGUCAAUGUCGUCUUCGGGGCGAUGACGUUUGGCAAGGAAGGCGUUGAGCAAGCCCGCGUUCAUGAUCUCGAGACGGCUGGUGCAAUUUUGGACAUCUUUCAAAAGUAUGGACACUAUGAAAUCGACUCUGCCCGUGCAUAUGGAGCUGGAUCAUCGGAGGAAAUGCUGGGCGACCUGAACUGGCCAAAAAGGGGCAUUGUUAUGGACACCAAAUACUACCCUACUGCAGCGUUCUCUGACAGCCCAUCCAACUGGGACAAAGCCGGACGCCACACGCCGGAAGCUCUCCGUGAGAACCUUGAGGCCAGCCUAGCUGCACUCAAGACAGAUCAAGUCGAUAUGUGGUACCUACAUGGUCCGGAUAGAUCCGUCCCAUACGAUGUCACAAUGAAAGCAGUCAACGAUCUAUACAAAGAGGGCAAGUUUCAGAGGCUCGGUAUCUCCAAUUACAUGGCCUGGGAAGUCGCGCAGAUUCAAGAAAUCUGCCGUGCCAAUGGCUGGGUCACGCCUCAAGUCUAUCAAGGUGUCUAUAACGCUUUGCAUCGCUCGAUCGAACAUGAGCUAAUGCCAUGCCUACGCAAGUAUGGCAUGGCAUUCUUCGCGUACAAUCCUCUGGCAGGCGGCUACCUCACGGACAGAUACCAUCGCGACGACAAGGAGGUCGAGGCUGGCGCACGUUUCGAUCCCAAUAGAUGGCAAGGCAAGAUGUACCGCACAAGGUAUUGGAACGAUGAGUACUUUAAUGCUCUUGAAAUUUUACGCCCAGUCGCAAAAGAGCAUGGCCUGACAGAAGCGGAAUGUGCUCUGCGUUGGAUGACCCACCACUCCCAGCUCAAGCGUGAGCACGGAGAUGCGAUUAUCAUCGGCGCGUCUUCUGUGAAGCACAUCGAGCAGAACAUGAAGGAUCUCGAAAAGGGUCCACUUCCAGAGGCAAUCGUUACAGCACUGGAGAAAGGUUGGGAUGGCUGCAGAGCCAUCAGUUGGAAGUACUUCCACUAG